Cladocopium goreaui is the source of this 3367-nucleotide messenger RNA. Lineage: Eukaryota; Dinophyceae; Suessiales; Symbiodiniaceae. The record is from the annotation of a GenBank genome assembly.
CAACGCCAGCGGCCAUGGCAACGAUGCGCUACGGAAUGCGACGGCCACGUCCAUGCGAAGGGCAAAAGGCUCGGUGGAGCAGGCUCUACUUUCCUUGCAGAAACGGCCAAGUGGAGCAGCAUAUAGCAUUGCCAUCAGCGUCCUCCAGAAGAAUAGCCAGUGGCAAAAGGCCUUGGACCUGUUCCAAGACUAUCAGGCUGCAGGCGUCCGAAGCUCUUCUCCAAAGGUCCACAAUGCGGCUCUGGGGGCGGCCUGUGCAGGCGCAGCCUGGCGUCAUGCCCUGGACCUCUUCACCGCCGUGGAGAGCGUGCGCUGCCGUGCGGAUGCGUCGACGUAUACGGCGGCCAUGACGGCAAUGGUGCGGGCCAAGAAGUGGAAAGAGGGCAUGGAGAUUUUCAAGUCCAUGACCGUGGAAGCGGACAUGCCUGCCUUACUCCUGGGCAUCCGGCUUUACGGUGCUUUGGGACAAUACGAAGCUGCCUUAGCAUUGAAACCAGGUGCAGGUCGUUGCCCCGUGGAGAUCUACAACGCGCUUCUUUCCGCCCUCUGCAGUAUGCCCACGGCGUCUACUAGAGAUGCCUUGACCGCGCAAGAACUCGUUAAGGAACUCUUGCGCGAGAUGCGACAGGUCCACGUCAAGUUUUCCCGGGUGAGUUAUGGAUCCGCCCUACAGGCCUUUGGCAAGAACGGCGCUUGGGAGGAGGCCUUGAUGUUGUUGAGAGACAUGUCCUGUGCAAGAAUUCCACCAGAUGCGCAGGCCUUCACCUGCAGCCUCAGCGCCUGCGGUCGCGGGGCUCGGUGGACGCAGGCUUUGGAGCUGAUGAAGCUGGCGCAACGCCGAGGACUGGCGGAUUUACAGCUGCACAACGCUCUGCUGGCCGCCCUAGGGCGUGCGGCGAUGUGGCGCGAGGCAUUGCUGGAGCUGGAGACCCUUGGCGAAGCACGCAGCACAGUCUCCUGGAACGCCAGCAUCACAGCAUGUGCUGAAGCUGUUGAAUGGGCCGCCGCCCUAGCUUUGCUGGCAAGGGCAGCGGAGAGCGCGGCGGAACCCCCUCGCGGUGCCUCCGGUGCCUCCGCGGAUCGGGUGACGUACAAUGCGGCGCUGGCGGCGUGUCGUAACGCCAGCCGCUGGAUCGAGGUGCUAGAACUGCUGACCGCCAUGCGCAGGGCUGAGCUGCAGCCAGAUGACAGCAGCUUUUCCACUGCUCUGGCAGCGUUGCAGCGUGCUGGGCGGCCCUUUCUGGCAGUGCAACUUUUUGAACGAGAGGAAGGGGGUCCUGCAGCCUACACAGCUGCUCUGAAAGCAGCAGCAGAUGCUCAGCUGUGGCAGCUGUCCUUGGUACUGAUAGCAGAGAUGCAGCAGAAAGGGAUGCCUCAGAGCCGCCUUGCGCGGAAGGCGCUGCUGCGGUCCCUGGCCGCGGCGCCUUUCCGCGCCGUUCUUCCGCGGCUGCGGAGGGUGCUGCUGGAGGAGGAGUUGGCAUCGCUCGCCGCGCGCAUGGAGAAGCAGAUGGAACAGCAGGGUGGGCCAUGGCCGGAAGUUCCCGCGCCGCGGCCGCGGCCUUGGCGUUCCGAUGGCGGCCUCAACGACCGGUUUAACGACGGUAACGAACUUCGGUCCAAGAUGUGGCCGGAGUUGGCGAUGGAACCAGUUGGGGCACAAUUUUGGCAAAUCAUGGCCUUCCCACUUCGCUUGGCCCUCACGGUGGGCGCCACGUUGGCCGCGGCCGACGUGGGCGCUGCGAACCGGUCCAAAUUCCUGGGCCGGUCGGCCGUGGAGGUGACGGCCCUUGGCGGGGCUCGAUGUGGUCCUUUGGAUCUGCCGGAGAAUGCGCAGUGUAAGGAGGUGGUGGAAUGGGCCGCCGGCGGUGGUAAGAACGACCCCGCCGCCGAAGGUUGGUUCCGCAACAUGCCCAGCAUUUCCGGAGUCAAAUUUAACCAGGCCAAUGUGGCUGAUUUCCAACGACUCUACUACUGCGCACCUCCGGGCAAAGACAAGUUUUGCGGUGUGCCACCCUGCACCGGGUGCAGCCAGGAGCCUUGCAACGAUUGCUUCGCAGGGCAUCAGAUCUAUGCCUCGUUGAGGCCUGGCUGUGAUGGCAACAACCGAGGUAUCGGAUGUGUGCCACCCAAGUCGGCCAUGGGAUACAAAGGCCAGCAUUGGCCCACCACUGUGGUGUACGGCGUUCAGGAGAUGCACAUCUUCGCCAUUGGCGAUUGGGGCGGCAUGGAUGGAUCCCUGGAUACCAAUGAGGGCCGUCCCAACAUCGUGGCCUACGACUGGGGUAAGCGUCCUGGACCCAGCGUCUUCCCAAGGAGUCGAUGGAACAAGGCACACACUGUGAAGUUCUGUGACCACGACCAGCUGGUGGAAUGUUUCAACACCCGCGGACAACCUCCCUGCACUCCGGAGUGUGGCUAUGUGCCAGGCGUGGAUGACAACCCGCAGAUUUUGGUGGCCAACGCCUUCAAGGCACGCGCCGCCCUGAAAGAUCCGCAGUACAUUUUGAACGUGGGCGACAACUUCUACUGGGGCGGCAUCGAAAAGACCUGUGGAGAGCCCAUGAACAAGAUCUCUUACCCCACCAAGCACCAGUUCGAUCAGAUCUUUGAGGGCGUGUAUCAAGGAGCUGGGCUCAGCGGAAAACCUUGGUUUAGCGUCUUGGGCAACCACGACUGGGGAGGCUUCAAGUUCGACAACGGCUGGGACCAGCAGAUGUCUUACACGUGGGCUUCGGACCGCUGGGUGAUGCCGGCGCCCUACUACAAGACCAGCGUGGUCUAUGCGGACCUGGGCUUUGACGUGGAUUACUACUUCUUGGAUUCCAACUUUGUGGAUGCUAAACCUCCUGAGGAAGAUCCCAAUCACAACAUGUGCUCGCGCAAGAACAACAAACCCUCGGCCACCUGUGCUGCCGCCGAUGGCCCAGUCUCAGUGGACAGCUGCCCCGGGUGGUUCGCCGCGCUGUGGGCGGAGCAGAAGGAGUGGGCCACCCGGCUGUUGCCCAAGAGCCAGGCCACGUGGCAGAUUGCGGUGACCCACUUCCCCUGUGGACACGAACAAGGUUUCUACAAGAGCUUGGCCAACAUGGGCUUGGACCUGCUGAUCACCGGGCAUCGCCAUGACCAGGAGCUCUGGUUCCCCGACGACUUCGCCAAGAACCACAUGGGCAUCACCUGCAUCGUCACCGGUGGAGGAGGCGGAAUCACCUCUGAGGCCACCCCGGAUCCGGACCACACUGAGGACUGGUACGGCGAGGCUCAGUACGGCUUCUAUGACUUGACCAUCAGCAAGAAGGAGAUCUUCAUUGAGUCGGUGAACUACGACGGCGAGGUGUUGUUGACUCACACGGUCUACCCAUCGCGUUGA